AAGAUAUCAACUAGUAUAAAUAGAACAGCAUCCAUCAGUCUCAGAGCAUCAAUUAGUUCACCACAGAAUAAUAGAAAGAAGUAUUUCUGUCACAUUGCGAGCUUCUCAAAUAGCCCUGGUGGUUUUCUUUGGUCUCUUCAAUCUUCAUUUUAACCUAACUCCAAGAAUUAGCAAAUUAAAAUGGUUGGCCAAAUCAGCAACCGCAUUGUUCUCCCUCAUAUUUUCUUAGUCUCUUACCCAGCCCAAGGCCAUGUUAAUCCUCUUCUUAGGAUUGGCAAGAUUCUUGCUGCCAAAGGCCUGUUGGUCACUCUCUCUGCACCAGACACCAUUGGUGAAAAAAUUCGGAAAUCUAAUAAGAAUAUCUCCGAAGAACCCACCCCAUUUGGUGAUGGAAUGAUCCGAUUUGAGUUCUUUGACGAUGAAAGCCAGCAUAUCACGGUUCCGGAUGAGCACGCCGCACAUCUCGAGAAAAUUGGGAAGCAGAAGCUCCCAAUAAUGCUUCAGAAAAACGCCGAACAGGGCCGCCCUGUUUGCUGCUUGAUUUACAGCUGCUUCAUUCCUUGGGUUGCUGAAGUAGGCGAGUCUCUUCGAAUCCCUUCUGCUCCAUUGUGGGUUCAGUCUGCCGCCUGCUUUUCAGCGUAUUACCAUUGCUACCACAAACUCGUUCAAUUCCCCACUGAAUCCCAACCUGAAUUGGAUGUCCAAUUGCCCUGUAUGCCACUGUUGAAAUAUGAUGAAAUUCCCAGCUUCUUGCAUCCUAACACUCAGUAUCCAUCCAUCACCGAAUCGAUCUUGGGUAUGUUCAAACAUCUGGACAAGAAUGCCUGCGUACUGAUGGAAUCGUUCCAGGAGCUGGAAAAUGAGGAAAUCAAUUACAUGUCAAAGCUCUGCCCCAUCAAGCCAAUUGGUCCCCUGUUUAAAUAUCCCACCGAGAAAUCUACAGAGUCGGCAAAAGUGGAUGUGACUGAUGCCAAGUACCUGGUGGACGUGUUCAAAGUUGGGCUUAGACUGUCAAGGGGUGACUUUGACAAAAGAAUUAUCCCCAGAAAUGAAAUCGCAGAACGGUUGAUUGAAGCCACAAUCUGUCCUAAGGCCGCAGAGAUGAAACAGAACGCAAUGAAAUAUAAGAAGGCAGCGGCAGAGGCUGUCUCAGAAGGUGGCUCCUCCACUUCUAAUCUGCUUGAUUUCCUAAACGAGCUCGCAAUUGGCGUUCCCAUGAAAUAG
Molecule: messenger RNA, 1224 nt
Organism: Oldenlandia corymbosa var. corymbosa
Lineage: Eukaryota; Viridiplantae; Streptophyta; Magnoliopsida; Gentianales; Rubiaceae
Source: the annotation of a GenBank genome assembly